Molecule: messenger RNA, 3046 nt
Organism: Tribolium castaneum (red flour beetle)
Lineage: Eukaryota; Metazoa; Arthropoda; Insecta; Coleoptera; Tenebrionidae
Gene: Socs44A
Product: Suppressor of Cytokine Signaling at 44A
Exons: 1
Coding region: 167-1060 (297 amino acids)
Biological process (GO): intracellular signal transduction; phosphatidylinositol phosphate biosynthetic process
Cellular component (GO): phosphatidylinositol 3-kinase complex
Molecular function (GO): 1-phosphatidylinositol-3-kinase regulator activity
Source: RefSeq, a predicted model, not a curated record
UGACAGCGAUUUGACGUGGUUUUGACAGUUGAUAAUUUGCAAUAAUCGUGAUAAAUGAUAACAAAAAGAGUACUAUCAGUUGUUCCUUGGCGUAAUUUCCAACAUUUCAACAAUGGGUGAUCACUGUGUACAACGUGAUUAAAGUAGUGAGUGAUUAACCCAAGAUAUGGAGCGACAGGGGAGCAACAAGAAUAAGGCCAAAAAUUGGCUGCACCGCUUCCUGAAGCUGAAAAACCGCUUCCAGGAGCGAUCAGACUUCGACUCCGACGUGUACACAAAACAGGGGUUCGAGCCCCCCGAGUCGAAGUCCCACAGGAGCAGUUUCCGGAGAAGCCUCAAGAAGAUGCACACCCGAGUGAAAAGCUGCAUGUUUUCGCAGGAAAACGCAACCCCGAAACGUCCAGUGACCAUUAGUGAGGUCCCCUGCACUUCGAGAAUUCCAGAAGCCACGAUUCCCGUCGCUGAAAUUUACGAACAUUCGAACUGUGCGCUUUUGGGGGGCUCCACGCCGCCGCCGAUCCCCGUGCGCGUGCCGGAGGCUCCUGUGGAAAUGCGCACCCACCGAAUACCCACAGACGAGAUUAUUAGUCUUUCGAACUGUUACUGGUACUGGGGGCCCAUGCCCACCGCCGAAGCCGAGGAGAAGUUGCAGUUUAAACCCGAUGGCACGUUUCUAGUCCGCGAUUCGGGGUCAACCAAUUACUUGUUUAGUAUUAGUUUUCGCAGUGUAGGAAAGACAAUGCAUGCUAGGAUUGAGUAUAGUAGAGGGAGGUACAAUCUGUGUGGUACCUAUGCUGAGGGAUUUACAACAGUGACCGAGUUGAUUCAAGAUGCGAUGAAAACGUCCGAAAAUGGAAUUUAUUGCUACUCGCGAAGGGGUGAACAAGCGUACGAGUUUCCUGUUAGACUGACUAAGCCAAUUUCGAGGUAUGAAGAAGUGAGGUCGCUUAAACAUUUGUGCAAGUUUGUUAUAAGGCAAUAUACUAAUAUGAAUGAUAUACCGAAACUGCCUUUGCCCACUGUGCUUCACGGCUAUUUGUUGGAGAAACCGUAUUUUUAAUUCGAUGCAUUUGUACUUAUUGUUGGGAUUUAUUCAGUUGUCUUCCAAGAUUUGACUUUGUUUUCUUGGUUUUGAACCGCUGAGCGGCUUUUUUCUAUUUAUUAAAUGAUUGCUCCGUCCGCUCAAAUGUUGAAUAAAUCCAACCAGUUUUUAGUUACGUAGGAAUAAAUUACUUAUCAAUUGCAUUUUGUAAUGACAUUUUUAGAGGUAUAAUACUACCGUGUCCAAGUUUGAUUAAUGUCGUAGGUAAAUUGUAAAAUCAGGCGAAUUUAUAAAACUAGUAAUUUGUAAACGACUGGGCAAAUAAUAAAUGAGUGCGACUGAAAAUUAUAACGCGCAAGUCAGGAUUGUUGAAAUUUAAAACAUUAAAGCAAUAAUAGGACGUUUUUAAAUAAAACGUUAAAAAUGUUACGGUGAUAAGUAUAAAGAAAACUUUCGAGAGUAGUGCAGAUAUUUCAAAGGGUGAUAGUAGAACUCUAAAGAAGUGAGAACUUGCCUUUAAAUUUAAAUUUGGGAUGCAUCUUUUAGUGUUUUUUAUUAAACUACCUAACUUCAAUAAUAAAGUGGUAUUUCAGUUACAAUUAGCUUACGACAUUUCGUUUCGAAUACCAAGUGAAAAAGGUUUAUGAAGUUUCAAAUAAAAUUAUUUUUUAAUUUUCUGUUCAUCGCCUAUUAAUUUUAGUGUUUUUCAAAUCGUAUUUUCGGACUGAGGUAGUAGUACAUUUUUUACGGUCUGGCUAGUCCUGUGAAUAGAAAACCUAUUUAAGAUAGCUGUAGAUGUCUGAACAAACGGUUCAAAAGUAUUUCAGAUAUUUAGCAUCAGAGAAAAGCAAUUUAAUAAAUAAUUGUUUCCCAGAAAAUAACAUAGAUAUUCAGGUUUCCCAAUACUUAUUUUAACACUUGAAAAAGUAGUGUAUCUGAUUUGUGUAAAGUAUGUCUAGAAUUUGAUUACCAAUGUUUAAAGAUAUGUAAGAUUUUUCAUUGUAGUUUGUCGUCAGAGGACAAAAUUUUUUUCUAAGAAUAUUAGCAAAGAAACAAUUGUAAAAAUUAAUUCAAACAGGUGAACAGCUAUUUUAACUAUACAGCAGAAAUCAAUUGAGUUUAUGAUUAUGACUAACUAGUAAUUGGUUAGUCAGAAAAUGGAUUAAAGUAAACAGCAAAAAAUUAAAUUUAAAACCAGUGACCUCCUAACACUUGGCCAUUAUUAAGUCUUUUGAAAAAUAAAUUCGUGUUGUUUUGACGUGUGUUUAAAAAUAUAGUUUUCUUUUAUGUGAACUAAACAUUAAAAAUUCAUUGUAGUGAACUUAAACGUACGAUGCUAAGAACUGUUAUAAGGACACUAACAAAUGUCCAAGUUCAAUAAAACAUUGAACGUUUAAAACUUCAGAAUAUUUCUAUUGUCACAGUUGUGUAAUUUGGGGUGUCGGUUGCAAUAAAAAGCUGAUUUUAAAUAAUGAAAUACACUAGUUUGGAUGUAACAAUCUUGUUGAUAACAUUGAUUAAAUGUUGAUAAGUUGCAGUUAUCAAGCCUAAAGAAUGAAUCACCUUGAUAAAUUGUCGGAUAGUUUGAGAAAACUAUAACUUGGUAAUUAACAAAAUUUAUUAAAUUGAGAACAUGUUAAAACUUGUACAGAUUUAUUUUUGAACCGUUUGUGCAUAAACUAUCUUGUACAGAAUUGUAUUUUAGUUAUUAUCGUGUUAAAUAAUGAUUAGGUUUGUUUGAAAUUUUUAUUUGACUGAACAAGAAUUUAUAAUCGUUAUUCCUAUUACCCAAAUGAUUCGCCAAUAUCCUUUCCACGUCUAUUUAGAGAGAAAAAUACAUGUUAGUUUUGUAAAACAUUAUAUAAUUCUAUUUUGGUAUUUUGCGAAUCACGCAGUAAUACGUGAACUGAAAAUACAUGAUUAUUGAGUCAAAAUAUUUGUUAUAGAGUUAACUAAGAUAUUUAAAUUUGUAAUAAAUAUAAAUAAAACAGCAAAUAACUUGGA